Molecule: messenger RNA, 2539 nt
Organism: Calidris pugnax (ruff)
Lineage: Eukaryota; Metazoa; Chordata; Aves; Charadriiformes; Scolopacidae
Product: P2Y purinoceptor 1-like
Exons: 1
Coding region: 168-1223 (351 amino acids)
Biological process (GO): G protein-coupled receptor signaling pathway
Cellular component (GO): membrane
Molecular function (GO): neuropeptide receptor activity
Source: RefSeq, a predicted model, not a curated record
GCUCCCGGGAGAGCCCUGCGCCCCGAAACUCCCCCGGCCGGGGCCGUGGGGAGCGGAAUCCCUGGGGAACUUGGGGCUGGCUCUGGGCCGCCCCGCCCCUGCCACCACCGUCACCGCCCCGGCAGCAGCCACCCCGCUGUGUGGGACGGGCCUGUCACAGCACCCCGAUGGCCACCGAGGCUCUCGGCCGGUCGCCCGGCAAUGGCAGCGGGGCCCUGUGCCCCGUGGACACCGCCUUCGCCCAGCGCUUCUUGCCCACCGUCUACCUGGUGGUGAUCCCCCUGGGGCUGGUGGGGAACGGGCUGGGGCUGUGGCACCUCUGCACCGGGCCCCGGCGGGGCGCCCGCCAUCCCCUCAGCCUGCUGGUGGGCAACCUGGGCAUGGCCGACCUGCUGUACGUCAGCACCCUGCCCUUCCUCGUCAGCUACUACCUGCAGGACAGAGCCUGGGUCUUUGGGCACGUCUGGUGCCGCGUCACCCGGGCCCUCUUCCACCUCAACCUCUACGCCAGCAUCGGCUUCCUCACCUGCAUCAGCGUCCACCGCUACCUGGGAAUCGUGCACCCACUGAAGGUGCGGGGUCGGUACGAAGGGGCAACCUCUUCUGCCUGGCUCAUUGUGAUGGUCUGGCUGUGGGUCAUCGCGCAGGUGGCUCCCGAUUUCGCCUUCAGCAAGAUGGACAACACGGGGAGGCAGUGCCAUGACACGACAGGGAACGACGACCUGGACGCUUACUUGCCAUACAACUUAGCCAUCACCGCGAUUGGGUUCAUCAUCCCGUUCCUCAUCAUCAUCGGGUGCUACUGUCACGUGGUGGUGGUGCUCUGCAGGAACGACACUGUGGACCUCAGCCUCAGGAGAAGAAGCAUCAGACUGGUGAUUCUCGUGAUGGUCCUUUUCUCCAUCUGCUUCCUGCCCUACCACAUCUUCAGGAACCUCAACUUGUUGUCUCGAAAGUGGCAGCUGGAAGGAUCCUGCACACAGGCUUUAAAGAACAUCUACGUUUCCUACCAGGUGACCCGGGGGCUGGCCAGCUUCAACAGUGCCCUCAACCCCCUGAUCUACGUGAUGACCAGUGAAGAAUGCAUGACACGUAUGAGGACCAUCCACCAAAAAGCCAGCCGGUCCCUGGGGUUCACCUCCAGCAGGAAAACCUCCAGCCAGGUGGAUGAGAAGAAGAUAAACAUCAUUCUUUGUGAGGAGGAAGCUUCUGAUGAGCUCUGAGGUACCCAACACCCCCUCCAAAGGAUGGCACCACUUCAGUUUGUGCUUGGCCCCUUCUCGGGAGCAGCCCCCCCACCUUGAUGCCUGUUUUGCAGAGAGAUGGUGUUUGCAGCAUCACUGGCUCCAGUCUCACACAAGGGACAGGCAGGACUGCUGGCCUCAGAGAGCAAGCUGGGACCAGGUUUGAGAGCAAAGCCCAACCAUUUUGCCGAUAGUACGCUUGAAGACGGAAAGAGAUGAACAUCGCGUUUGCUCCAGUCCUGAAGUGUUUCUCAGUCCAGCCUCCAAUGCAGUGAUCCGAGCUGGUUAACAUCCCCCUGGCUCCCUGGAGGCCCAUUGAGCUCCUCAGUGAGUGAAGGAUGGGGACAAACAAUGCCUUGUCCCCCCACCGUGUCCCCUCUCCCCCAAUGGACGUGGGUUUGAGACAGGAUUCCAUGCUUCACUCAAGGAGAGGGCACCAGGAAUUAACCACCUGCAUUGCAGAACAGCUGAGAGGGUGAAUUUUUGCAGGGGGAAGUGCUCUGGAAAUGGAAAUAUUCAUAAAAAUAUCAGGUUUUGAAUAUAUGACUAAGCUGUGCCAGUUCCUGGGUUAGCUGUUCCUGGGUGAGUGAGCUGCUUCAGGAUCUGUGUUAUCCUCUGCUGCCCACAUCCUUCACAGAAGAAAAAAGUAUAUUGGCAUUACUCACUCUUUUUUGGAAGAGCACACAGCAGACAACAAAUUGGCAUUUUAAAGUUUCUGGAGGCUGUUGGUUGGAGGUUUUUUUUGCAAGGUGAAUGACAGCAGAACCACCACUUUCAGCAGGCAAAUCCCAGGAGAGUUUUGAAAUCUUCAGGUGGGUGGCUGCAGUUUACUCUUGCAUCCAGCCUCGCGAGGGGAUUAGACAGGUCUAUUAAAAAUUAGACAUGCAAAAAAAAGAGAGGCAACGCUGGUUUGCAGGGUUGUGGAGGCAAGAUUCAAUGGCAAGGGCAGUGCGUGUGGCAUCACCGGGGGGGAUCUCUGCUUCGGGGGGAGCAGAGGCUCCCGAGCAGCGUUUCGGUUUUUGCUCUUGGUGCUCACCACCACGAACAGCUUGAACAUUUCAGACCUUGUGAAAGGAGCAACGUGAUUUGCAGCAGCAGAUCUCGCAGCUCAGCUGAAUCAAGUGGACUGUGAGUUAAAAAUCAGCUGGGGAAGUGCUGACCCGCAGACGCUGCGCUCUUUGGACCAAAGCCCGACACUUAUCACGCUCAGCCACUCCUCGCACGGACCCAUCUUCGCUGCUGCGCAGAGGGAGCCACCGCUGGCUUUCAGAUGGAGUUAAUGGCUAAAGUGCAAA